CUUUACAUCAUAUUCGGGGAAGUUGGGGAAUGAUUGCCUUCUUUUGGGAACUUUUGUGAAGCUGCAGCAGGGAGGAAAAGGAGAAGUGGAGAAAUACUGCUUCUGAGCACCCACUGUAAUGAGGGUCUAAUGGGCAACCGUGCCCCAUGUGCUUCAAAGCUAUGGAAUUAUUGCUGAUACACAAAUCCUAAGUAAAUAUUUGGCCAGCGGUAGCUUCCUGCCGGAUAUUCCUGGACACACAACUUUGCUGGCAUAUCUGUGUGACCGUGCUGGGAAGAUUGCUGGUGGCGAAGAAAGUCAUGCAGGCUACAGCUGUCUUGAUUCUUGUAUUGCUCUGCACCUUCAGCAAAGGUCACCGUUCUCCACUGAAUGGCUUCCAGAGGCUAAAGUCUACUCAGCUGAUCUCUUUGCUUCAACAGGGAGUGGAGCGGACCGCUGAAGUGGAGGAGUGUGCACGCCAAUGUGCCACCUUGGUGGACUGCAGAGCCUUUCAUUACAACUGGCAGAGGCGUGAAUGCCAGCUGCUGACUGUGACCCAAAAUUCACCGCAUACCCAGUUGCAGAGGAACGUCCAUUAUGACCUCUACCAGAAGAAAGGUUAUGUAAGGAAAUGCAUCAUAGGAGAUGGGACAAGCUACAGAGGGAUCCAGUCCGUGACUGAAAAGGGAAAAAUAUGUCAACAAUGGCAGCUAAAAUUUCCUCAUGAUCACAGGUACCGUCCAUCCCCAUAUAACGGUUUGGAAGAAAAUUAUUGCCGGAAUCCAGAUAGAGAUGAACACGGCCCCUGGUGCUACACAACUGACCCUACUACCCGGCAUCAAAGCUGUGGCAUCAAGAAAUGUGAAAAUGCUGUCUGUAUGUCAUGUAACGGUGAGGAUUAUCGGGGAUUUGUUGAUCACACCAUGUCCGGCACAGAGUGCCAACGCUGGGACCUGCAGCACCCUCACAAGCACCCAUACCUGCCAAACAAAUACCCAGAUAAAGGCCUUGCUGACAAUUAUUGCCGUAAUCCUGACAGCUCUGAGCAACCUUGGUGUUACACAGUUGAUCCUGCCAAGGAGCGUGAAUUCUGCCACAUUCAUAAAUGCACAGAGAAACGUCCACGUCUGUCUACUACAACCAGCUGUUUCAGGCUGAAAGGAGAAGACUAUCGAGGCACGGUGAAUGUCACUACAUCACGCGUCCCCUGCCAACGCUGGGACUCACAGACACCACACCGACACAAUUUCCACCCUGAGAAAUAUGAGUGCAAGGACCUGAGGGAGAAUUACUGUCGGAACCCUGAUGGCUCAGAGGCUCCCUGGUGCUUCACCAUCAUGCCCCACCUACCCAGAGCUUUCUGUUUCCAGAUCAAGCGCUGUGCUGAGGAUGUGGAGGCGGAAGACUGUUACCAUGGAAAUGGAGAAGACUACCAAGGCACUAUUAGUAAGACCCGGAAAGGAAUUACCUGCCGGAAAUGGAAGGAGCAAUCCCUUCACACACUCCAGCACAUCUCUCCCUUGCUCCCUGAUGUGCGCCUUGAACAGAACUAUUGUCGUAACCCUGACAAUGACAGUCAUGGGCCCUGGUGCUACACUAUGGAUCCUAACACUCAAUUUGAUUACUGUGCCAUAAAACCAUGUGCUGAAGACAAGAAGCUGUCCAACUUGCUGAAUCCAGAGAAUGUGGUUUUUGACGAGUGUGGCAGGAGGGAUGAACGAAGAGAUGUGCGAUCUCGGAUUGUAGGGGGCAGACCUGGAAACUCACCUUGGACGGUCAGCAUCCGCAAUCGAGAAGGAGUCCAUUUCUGUGGAGGAUCACUGGUAAAAGAGCAGUGGGUAAUCAGCACACGGCUGUGUUUCUCCUCCUGUGAUGCUGACUUAACUGGUUACCAUGUCUGGCUUGGAACACUCUUUAAGAACCCUGGUCCUAAUGACCCAAACAAACAGGCCAUCCCUAUAACUAAGAUUGUCUGUGGCCCCUCUGAGUCAGUUGUGGUGAUGCUGAAACUGGAGAGGCCUGCCGUUCUGAACCAGCGUGUGGCACUGAUCUGCCUUCCACCCGAGCGUUACAUUGUGCCUGAGAACACGGAGUGUGAGAUUGCAGGAUGGGGUAGCACUGGAGGAACUGGGAACGACAAUGUCCUCAACGUGGCCAGGCUGCCGGUCAUCAGCAAUCAGAACUGCAAUGUGGCACUUCGAGGCCGUGUGAAGGAGAAUGAGUUAUGUACAGCACCACUGAACGUUGGUGUGGGGGCCUGCGAGGGUGAUUUUGGAGGUCCUCUGGCCUGCCUGACUCAUGACUGCUGGGUGCUACAAGGUGUGAUCACCCCAUUGCGGGUAUGUGCUCGCAAAGACGUGCCUGCCACCUUCAUCCGAAUUGCUAUGUAUGUUGACUGGAUCAACAAAGUGAUGAAGCUUAGCUGAGCCAAGCUGACUGGUGUAUGUUCAUCAUAAAUUCCUGCCCCUCUCCCCUUUCUCAGAAUCAGUUUGGAGCAAUCCUUUUCCAAUCAUGUGAAAAAGUAUUGCCCAAAAGGGAUGGAAAAGGAACCAGAUGCCGUUACCACUAGGCUGUAUCAGGACAACCUAUCUUGCAUUGUCCAACCACAUAUGACAAACAAUUCAUAUGGAUUCCUGAUUUUACAGGAAAAAAAUGCUUCCAAAAGCUGACAUCAGUGACAGAUGUUUUACCCCAUUUUGUGGAGUUUGUGUGAGCAGCCCAUCUGAGUGGUUAAGAAGAUCUGCAGCAAUCAAUUGCCUAUUAUGCUGCAUCCUUUGCUAGACACCUAGCUAAAGAAAUGUUCAAUAACAACCAUUACGGCUCCAAACAUCAUUUAUCACGUUGUUAGAACAAUGAAGAUGCCCUCUAAGAAGCAUGAACCAAUAACAUACCAAAGUCAUUGAACAUAGGGCCUAAGCUAAUAUCUUGCAUCAUUAAAUCAUCCACACCCUUUUGGUAGGAGUGGCUGGUUGUUAUCCCAAGAGUAUCAGCUCUUUCAAUGGAUAUAUUCAUGGGCAGAAGUUUCAAUAUGUACGACUUUCACCAUAGCCUCUUUAUGGAGCAGCUCUUGGCUUUAUAUUUAACAUGGGCAUUGUCUGCAAUUUCUUUUUGCUGUCAUCAGUAUUUUAAAUUCAACUGAGGCUGAAUGUUUCCAAGUUUAGGAAAUAUUGCUGCCCAGGUGUACCAUUUCCAAGUCCUGGAAUAAUUUCUGAUAAAUAGGUUCUGGAUUCCUUCUCUCAUUCUGUUAUGACUUGUGACCUGGUGUUCUCCAGAUGUCAAGAGACUACAAGUCCCAUCCAGCCAGGGUUUAUGGAGACUAUUGUCCAAAGUGGUUGAAGGUAAUCAGCCUGUUUAUCCUCUGAGCCAGCAUAUGAAACAUCAUGCUACAACUUUCUUUUUGCAGUCCAGACAUUAGUUUUUUUAAAAAAAUGCUGUUAAUUACUAAUAUAUUGAUGCAUUUUAGGUCUGUUAACAAGACAUUGUGGUUCAAGUUUCUUUCACAUCUGAAAUGAUAUUUCUGUAGCCCAGAAAAACCUAAUUGACAGUCUUUCUAUCUUAACAGCAUAAUCAAUAUUUCUGUGUUCUACUCUGAAAUCCUACUUCUCCAAUAACAUAUAAAUUAUAAGCCAUCACAAAUAAUUGUACUGCAUUUCAUCCCUCUAUAUAAUCACAAUUAUAUUAUUUGUAGCAAUCGCAAUCCAAAUUUUAUAGAGUCAUUCUUACAGAGGCUUAACUUUUGCUAUAAGCAUUAUAGUAGUACUGCUGUCGUGUUCACUGUAACAUUGCUCAUGUCAUUAAAAAAAAUCCUGGCUUUGGAAAUAAGAUUCAGGGUGAUUUGUAACAGAUCACCAAGGAUUUUGGACACAUAUCUAGCAAGCCAGAAGCCAAAACAUUUUCCACUCCUUCUCUUCAAAAACCCAGUAUUUGGAGAAAACUCAGCAGCAGAGUUUUGAGUAAAAAGGUAUCUCAUGUUGUAUUGGUUACCAAUCUGUGGAUAUGCUGAGAGGAACAUUGUUUCUUUAGUUUCAGUUUCCAUCCAUGGCACUAUAUUGUAUCUUGUCUCUGAUCAUUAUUUUUUAACAAAUUGAAGUUCUGCAAAGUAGAUAAUCACAGACAAUCCUAAGCUACAAAGAUCUGUUGGUUGCCCCCCCCGCGCAAAGAUUAAUUAAAAAAUUACAUAUCUGAAAUCCAGUUCUCGUGUAUAUUUUUCUAACUGUAGUUAUGUAUUCAUCAGAAUGUUUAAUGUCAAAAGCAUCUCUACAAACCAUGCUGUUGUUCAACUAUGCCUUAACCAACUAGUUCUUAUUUCCUCACAGUACCAGAUAUUAGGAAUAGAAACAAGUCAUAGCAACUAAGUUGCCUUCUAACCAAGUUAAACAUUUGCCUCAUAUAACACAGAACAGUAUUUAGGGUUGUGGAUCAAUCUAUAUUUAAAGGGGAGAUGGGUGAUUUGGAAAGUGUGGGGGCAGUCAUGUCACACUUCUCACCAUCACCUUAAAUCAAAUGUGCCUGGGAUCUUGUGCAAGUCCAGGAAAAGACGCAGUUUCAAGAAUUUACUGACUGAUAGAACAUGAGCACGCCUGAGCAUCCAACUCAUUUUUUCCCUUCGAAAAAACCCUACUCUGUAGUGUCAUCUCAAUUUCAAACAAGAAAAUUCAAGCCCUACUUGGAGAUACCAGAUAUUGAGUGAGUACCCUUUUUUUUUUGUCUG
This is a messenger RNA of Python bivittatus (Burmese python), 4690 nucleotides long. RefSeq names its product macrophage stimulating 1 (gene MST1). Gene Ontology annotation, biological process: regulation of receptor signaling pathway via JAK-STAT; proteolysis. Lineage: Eukaryota; Metazoa; Chordata; Lepidosauria; Squamata; Pythonidae. The record is from RefSeq and is a predicted model, not a curated record. Gene Ontology annotation, molecular function: receptor tyrosine kinase binding; serine-type endopeptidase activity.